AUGCCUAAUUACGACGAAGGAGAAUCGUCCAGCAGCGAAAGUACAACACCAGAAGAGGUAAAAGUUACUGAAUGGCUCAUUUUAGGGGCAAAUUUACCGGAAUUGAAGUUAGAGUUGGCUGAUUUCACGAGUAAAUGAUCUUAAGUCACGCCAAUUCUUUCGCGCAUGCAAACAAGGCCAUGUGCAUUUCAACUGGAUGUAUCCAGCGCACUUCUAUUGAAUUGAGUGUGUCAGUUUUUUCGAUCCUAACCCAGUAAAAAAAUGUUUCAUUUUGAUUGAGACUAUAAUCCACAAGACCUGAAAUUUACGCAGCUAAACAAAGCUUUGACAGGCCGAGGAGCUAAUAAAGUCUUUGUUUCUAUCAAAAGUGAAACAGUAAACUUCCAUAUGCGCAUAUUUGCCUGGUAUAACUUUAGUAACAGAAGCUUUUGUCGUGUUAAAAGCAUCACCUGAAACCGGGUAAAUUUAUUUUUAGUGGUUGUGAAUGGAUUCCUGGAUUUGGCCAUUGAAUUUGAACUAAGACAAUUGUAUCCUCAGAAUUACUUUACUUCAACCCAUCGCGGGUUGUUUCCUAGUUAUUGAAUCAUUAUAGUUUCAUUCUAAUGUUAUUACGAUGGAGCUAUACCACUUGUGUAUCAAGACAACUUGCCAGUCUUCAAGCUGAAUAUAUCAUUCACUUUUCAUUAUCUUUGUAGAAGCAUUUUGUAACAAUCUGAUGUUGUAAGGAGAUUUCAUCAUGGAUCUCAAGGUGUACCAUAAAUAAAUAAAAUUAGAACGAAGUAAAGAAAUCGCUUAUUUCUCAAGUCACUGAUUCUCUCAAGAGGUUUGUUUCCUUAUAAAAUAAUGGUUAUCUGACAUUUUGUUGUGUCACUCAUUGAAGGUAGAUAAUUUAGUUUCUGUGUAAGUUUAUAGUUUGAUAACUUUUUUUGGGGUUAAUAUCUUUGUUUAGUCUGGUGAUGAAGCAGGUGAAGAAAAAGCCCCCAAACCUAAAGCACAACCUGGACCACUCAAAGGUGCCUCACAGGAAUAUGAAGAAAAACUGGUAUGAAUUGCUUGAAUAGCUACAUGACAUGACUAAAUAUCAAUCUAGUUUUGAAAUAAAAGCUAGAAAUUGGACUCCAACUCCUGACACAUUCUGCUAACCAUAUGUGACAAAAAAAUCCUUAAACUCCCAAGUCGUGAUUGUCAAUUCUUCCCUCUAGCUAGGACACAUUUCCUGGUAAGUUCGUUAUGAGAAUCUGGUGUUAGAUCAAGAUAACAACUUCUAUUCUUGUUUGAGUAUUCUCUUACCUGUUUAUAGGGAGAAGUUACAUAUUAAUUACUUUUGGAAGUUGAUGGGCUAAAUUAGCUGAGGCUGAAUGAAAAAUUUUUGGUCAGUUUUGAGACCAAAUAUGACUGACUCUGUGUUCAAUACCUUUCCAAUGCCUACCUCAUUUGUAAUAAUCAGCGAAAGAGAACUUUUUCCUUUUUUGUAUUCCAAUCCUUUUUUGGAAAAGUUUAAAUUGAUGUGAAACAGAUCAUAAAAUCUCUAUGAAAAGGUAUGAAAAUGCUUAAGUUAAGUUAAUUAAUAAAAGAAUGUAAAAUUUCCUAUUAAUUUUCUUUUAUCUGAGGAGUUGUGAAGCAAGAAAUGAUCAACAGGCUUUCUUCUAGUAAAAGGGAAUAACCAUGGUAACAAUUUUUUGGUAUUAAUUGGAAAUUCAGGACCCAUACAUAAUUGCCUUUUGGUGCUUUCUAGGAAAGGGACAAGGCCACAAGGUUUAAUUACCUGCUGAAACGAACAGAGAUCUUUGCUCAUUUCAUGAACACAACAAGAUCAAAGAAACAGCCAACAAGUCCACUGAAAAUGAAGGCACCUCAGUUUCCAAGCAGAUCAAGGAAGUUAUCUGACUGUGGGGAGUAAGUAUUGGACUGAAAAUGGGCUAUAUGAAACAUGCUACUCCUUUUCACAACAGAUUUGCAGGGCUGUCAAUAAUUUUGAAAGUUGAAGAAUUUUAAGAUAACUGGUACAUCUCUGAAAACUUUGUAGCUAACACCAGCUCGAAUGAGUUUGAAGCGAUUGAACUCCUCUUAACUGCAGAGUUUGGGAUUGUUUGUCUCAAUUUGAAACUUAUUUAAUUUUUUAGUCAUCGCCAUCGACGCACGGAGCAAGAAGAAGAUGAGGAACUGAUUAGUCAAAAUAAACACUCACAGACAUCUGUGAUUCACUUUGAUCAGAAUCCACACUGUAAGUGAAAUUUUCCUGUUUGAUAAGGUGAAAAAACAUACCUUUUUGGUCAUAAGGAGCACUUAGACAAUUUCCUCAUCAUGUUCAUCUGUACUGAAACACAAUUUUUCAAAAUGCUGUAAUUACAGAUAUUUAAGCUCGCAAACAAGAACAAAAAGCUUGCUUGUAUUGCCUUAAAGAACAAGAGCCAAAAAAAAAUCAUACCAGUGUGAGUAAAUCAGCCACAAGUUCAAAGACUGAAUAGAAGCAUUAAAGUAAAAUGGUUUUUUCAGAGUCACUCUAGUUUUGAAACUCCCAAGAUCUCAUUAGUAAUUCUCUUUACUGUCUGCCAAAUGAUUGUCAUAAUAUUAGUUUGGAGAAUUUGGUAUUGGAUCCAUUGGUAAUCCCAUGAUUGAUAUUUUUCUUUAUUCUCAUCACUUGCCUGCAUGAUAUUUUAUAGAUGUAGAAAGGAGAAAUUUUGUCUUGGUCACUCAUGGGAGUUAAAAUGCUUAAUUACUAACAUGUUUUGUCAUGACACUUCUGCUCCAGAAGUACUGUGUUAUGAAAUGUUGCAGUAAUGAACUCAAAGGCUUUGUAUUUUCCGGUAGUCAUCAAGAAUGGGGAAAUGAGAGAUUAUCAGUUAAGAGGUCUCAACUGGCUUAUCUCAUUGUUUGAGAACGGAAUCAAUGGAAUUUUGGCUGAUGAGAUGGUGAGAAAAUUGUUAACAUCCUUCUUUUUUGUGAGUGUCAUGAGUUCCCUUGAGGAAUUUGUUAGGACAACCUGUGAUGGAUAACAUUUUGCCUUUCUUCUUGAUAAAAAAAUCAAAGUAAGCUCUUGGGCUAAUUCACCAGCAGGCUUUAAAGGCAUUACCUCAUUUUUUUAUUGUAACAGGGUCUUGGUAAGACUUUGCAGACCAUUUCUUUGCUGGGUUACAUGAAGCAUUUCAGAGAAAUGGCAGGUCCUCAUCUUGUUAUUGUGCCAAAGUCCACGCUAGCUAACUGGAUGUCUGAAUUUGAAAGGUGGUGUCCGAGUAUCCGAGCUGUUUGUCUCAUUGGCAAUCAAGAGCAAAGGGUGAGUUAAAUACGUCUGUGUUCUUUAGGAACAAAUUUAGAGUUGGAGGUAAAUUGCUGGGAAAAAAAAAAGGGAAAGUCAAUCAAGACCUUGCCAAGCUAGGUUUGGGUGGGGGACUGGGAAGUGUAUGGCAUUCUUUCUUCCCCCCCUUCCUUAUCCACCAAAGGUCUGGAACAUCUCAAAAUUUUUAAUAUCAGUAUGUAUAUUCUCCAUACUGUUUUCUAUACAUUUCCCAAGGUGCUGACACUGAGAAUUUAUAUAACAAUCCAGAGCUUCUUUAGUUUGUGAUCAUUUCCUUUAUUCUUGUCACUUUUAUUAGUGAUUUCAGUGGGUGAUAUUGUAAGGAGAAAGUAGAUACUAGUCACUCUUAGGGGUCAAAGGGCUGAUGUGGUGUACUAUUGUAUAUUUUCAGGCAGCUUUUAUCCGAGACACCAUGCUCCCUGGAGAGUGGGACACUUGUAUAACAUCUUAUGAAAUGGUGAUAAGAGAGAAAGCGGUGUUUAAGAAGUUUGCCUGGAGGUAUAUCAUCAUUGAUGAGGCACACAGAAUUAAGAAUGAGAAGUCUAAAGUAUGUAUCUACCAAGUGUGGUUGCCACAUUUUACUUCUAUGGUUUCAUUUUUUGUGGUUGUGCUCUGAUGAAUUAUCACUAUGUUUCUCAUCUUGUUUCCAGCUCUCAGAAAUUGUACGAGAACUCCGUUCCUCAAAUCGGUUGCUCCUGACAGGAACUCCUUUGCAGAACAAUCUUCAUGAGCUGUGGUCAUUGCUGAACUUUCUAUUGCCAGAUGUUUUUAGCUCGUCUGAUGUAAGUUGCUCCUGUAUAAUAAGACUAAAUGUAUUAGGGAACUUGUAUGAUUUAUUUUUGUAAGACUAAUCACUUAAGCUGCUCAGAACACAACAACAUUUUGGAAGGAGCAUAAAAGUUCUUGAAAUAAAUAAAGGUAACUGCUGCCUAGGAUGGUGUUAGUUUUAAGGACAUCAUUUAAUUUUUAAGUUUUUGGGCUUUUUCCUAGGAUUUUGACGCCUGGUUCAACACCAAUUCUCUUGUGGAAGAAAAACAACUUGUGGAACGUCUUCAUUCAGUAAGUACUGCAUGAUAUGAUAUAACUGCCAAGGAGACAACUUUGGUUUUGUGAACCUCAUUUCAUAUUGUUUUAAGUAUUGUCCAGGAUCCAUACAUGCAUACCAUACAUACAUACAUACCAUACAUACCAUACAUACCAUACAUACCAUACAUACCAUACAUACCAUACAUACCAUACAUACCUGGAUAACCUCUGUAUGAAAAUUGUCCUCAAAUGUGUUAAUGGAUGCCCUCAUUUCCAUAUUGUUUUCACACUUUGCUGCUUUCCUGUGAUGUAAAAUGUUUUCGUUUUCAUUUUGCAACUUGGCUGCUCAUUUGUGAAGUAUAAAGUUUUAAGUUUCUAACAAAAAUGCUAUGCAACAGACUUCAGCUUUUGUCAGGUUUUUUUAGCAUACUUUUCCAUUAAGCAGGGUGUGAUAUGAUAAAAUUGUUGUCUAAAAAUGUCCAGUUAUCUUUUUCCCCAACAUGUUGAAACACUCAUAAUAAAUAAAUUUGUUUUUAUCACAGGUUCUAAGACCAUUCCUAUUGCGUCGUCUCAAGGCUGAUGUUGAAACUCGACUUCUCCCAAAGAAGGAGACAAAGAUCUAUGUAGGACUCACAAAGAUGCAAAGAUAUUGGUACUGCUUCCUUCAAUGUUCUUUGAAAUAAUUCCUAAUUUAAUAAUUCCUAACUUAACUGCCCUUUACAUGUUCAUCCUAACAUCAGUAUGCAUAUUCUCCAUACUGUUCUCUAUAAUUCCCUGAGGUGCUGACAAGGAGAAUUUGUUUGACAAUCAGGAGCUUCUUUUGCUGGUUAUCAUUUCCUUAGAACAGGGAUGAUAUUGUGAGGAGAAAUUAAUUUCUAAUCACUCUUAGGGGUCAAGGGGUUAAUUGCAGGUCACUUUUUAAUGGAAACCAGCCAAAAGUACACCCAAUCUGAAAUCUGCUUAAAAAAUCGUUGAACACUACAAAUUGCAAGAUGGUAGCAUUAAAAUCUGCCUACCUAUCUCAACCGAGAAAAUAAAAGCCCCAGAUGAGCAUUAUUCACAAGUAUAUAGCAAUAAUCAUUGUUAUUACUAUUGCCUAUUUAGGUACACCAAGAUCUUGAUGAAGGAUAUUGAUGUGGUAAAUGGAGCAGGGAAAUCAGACAAGAUGCGACUACUGAACAUUCUGAUGCAGUUAAGAAAGUGUACAAACCACCCUUACUUGUUUGAUGGAGCAGAACCUGGUAUGUAGAAGAGUGAGAUUCAAAGUGCUUAUGGUCUGUGUGUUGACUGAUGUGAUAAGAUUGGAAGGUUGACAGAGGUGCAAGGGCAGGAACACUUUUUAUAUUGACUUGCAGACUGAGAGGCUUUGUGAUGCCAGCUAGUAAUCUAAAAGAUUGAGUGACUGACUUGAAGCCCAGCUGACUAGUUGACUGAUGACAAGUGGCUGGCCUGCUGGGAGAUUUACUAACUGACCUACAGACUGACUUAACAACUGACUCUUUUAAUGAUGAUAAAUGGUAGUUGACUAACUGACUGACAGACUUUCUGACUUAAGUACUGACAAAGUAACUAUCCAAUGUAUCAAGCACAGGCUGACUGAUUGACUGGCAGACUAACUGAUUUCCGUGCUGACAGACGGAUGGAACCUGUUUGACUGAUAGAGCAACUGUCCUAUUGAUGGCCGAUGAACUGACUGAAUGUAUAGCUGACUGACAAAGUGAUCCAACAACUAAUUGACUGACAGACUUCCUGACUUUCUGAUCAACUGACUAAUUGAUAGAUUGAUCAGCCCUUAAACCCCUAAAAGUGAUAAGUAUCUAAUUUCUCACAACAAUAUCACCUCGGAAUCAAACAAUAAGGUCAUAAGAAUAAAGUGAAUUAUCGCAAAUCAAGAAGCUCCUGAUUGUUAAACAAAUUCUCCUCGUAAGUACUGUAGGAAAAGUAAAGAGAACAAUAUGAAGAACCUAGAUACUGAAGUUAGAUUGUUAGGGGUGAAUUAGUUGACUGAUUGAUGGAUUGAUUUUCCAAAAGGUCCUCCAUACACAACAGAUCAACAUCUUGUAGACAACAGUGGCAAGCUGAGAGUGUUAGACAAGCUGCUUGUUCGGCUUCAACAGGAGGGUUCCAGAGUUCUGAUUUUCUCCCAGAUGACCAGAGUGCUGGACAUCCUUGAAGAUUACUGUCUGUGGAAAGGAUUUGAGUACUGCCGUCUGGAUGGACAGACACCGCAUGAGGAGAGACAAUCAGCAAUCAAUGCAUAUAACAUGCCUGGAAGUGAAAAGUUUAUUUUCAUGUUGAGCACCAGGGCAGGAGGUCUGGGGAUCAACUUGGCCACAGCAGAUAUUGUGAUUUUGUAUGACAGUGAUUGGAACCCUCAAGUAGACUUGCAGGCUAUGGUGUGUUGCAGUAUAUGUGAAUUUUGAUUUGGUAAACAAAAAAUUUACAUCAAGGAAGUUAACUUGAUGUCAUCUUAAGUCAAUAAGACCUCAAAUGGGUACACUUUAAUCUUAAAGAAGACAAUGUUUGGAAAUAAUUUCUUGAAUUUAUAAUCAUAUUGUGAUGAACAACAACAGCAACAAAAACAUUCAUGUCAUUGGGUUGGUAUAUAGUCAAGACUUUAUAACAUCUUUCUCUCUGCUUACAGGAUCGUGCCCAUCGUAUUGGACAGAAGAAGCAGGUGCACGUGUUCAGGUUCAUCACAGAGAGCACUGUUGAAGAAAGGAUUGUGGAACGAGCAGAAAUGAAACUCAGACUUGAUGCCAUUGUUAUCCAACAAGGUCAGGCAUAGUGGUUGCUUCCUCUAGCCUUCAGUUGGCUAAACUUUAAAGAAUAGACCAUAAUUUAAAAUGCAGAGCGUAAGUAAAUGAGUAAGAGUUUAGUAACUACCAAAAUGUGUGCAUGAUUCAGCUUAUCACAUAGAAGUAAACAAUCACAUGGCAACAAGGAAUCUAUUUUUAGAAAUGAAAGGAAGUACCAUAGCCAAUCAAUUUGUAUCAUUUUUUAUUGUACACUAACAGGUUUAUACGAGUAAAUUUAAGCUUAUGCCAGUGGAUUGAUCACAUUGGCUGCUAAUUGCUGCUAAAAAAGAGAUGCAUAUUUCAUCAGAGGAAAUUCCUUAUCACAGUCCUGCGCUACCCACUUUUUAUUUACUCACUUGCGAUGAAAUUUCAACUUAUUUGUUUCCCUAGGUCGACUUGUUGAUCCUAGUCUUAAGGUCAGCAAGGAUGAGAUGCUGAGCAUGAUCAGACACGGUGCAGAUGAAGUGUUUGCCUCCAAAGAUGAAGAAAUUACAGACGAAGACAUUGAUGCCAUCAUGAAGAAAGGAGAGAAAAAGGUGAUGUGUCUUUUGUAAUAAACAGAUAAAAACAGAUGAUUCAUUUUAGGCUCUGUCGUCGAAUAAAGAAUUAUUUUUUUUAAUCAGCUACGAGCAAGAUUCGAGGUUUACGAUUUCAGGUCAAGGAUUUGUUUUUCUUUAGUAACAAAAUUUUGCUGUUGUGUUUGUUUUUAAGACUGCUGAGCUUGCUGAGAAGAUGAAGCAGUUUGGCGAGAGCUCACUGAGGAAACUGGCCAUGGAUGCCCCAGCAGAAAGCAUCUUCCAUUUCGAGGGCGAAGACUACAAAGAAAAGCGUAAGGUGAGAGAAUUAAUUAAGGAGCGUGUUCAAAAUUAGGGCGAACAAUAAGAACUAACUGCUAGAUAAGAAAAUUGCAACAGAAAUGCGAUGGUUAAUUUCCAUAAAAAGAUGCAGUUUCCUGGUAAGAACUAAAACCAUACAACCAGGACAGCUAAUGAAAACAAGAAGAAAUAUCUCAAGGGUCCAACAAGAAAUUUAAGUGGAAAUCUGUGAACUUCUUAAGUGGGUUAGUGGCGAUUUGUUAAGUUUUUCAUCGUUUUGGUGGAGACGGUGAGAAGAAUUUCUCAGGUUUGUCAUUAGAGGGAGUAAAGAAUAAAAGUUGUCUUGGACUUAGUCUUUCGACCUAGUAACUGAAAAUUGCUCCAUCAGAGAAAUUUUCUAUUAAGUGUCGAAGGUAAUCUGGGAUUGAUUUGGUUUUGCUCCAUCUCGUUACGUGAUUGGCCUAGAAAACUCGCGCCACUUUCUUAACCAAUCAGGUUCAAAACUAAAACCAAUCGCGACCAGCGUCUUCCCGCGCUUUAGGUCGUUCGCUUGUUUUUACUUUGAGUUCUCAUUGGCUCCUGGUGAUGUUUUCCAUGCUAUGAUUGGCCGUUGUGAUUGCUUUGAUUUUGGUGUCAGUGGACACGCUGUUGAAAGCGUGCUUAUUGAGUUUGGUUUGUUUGAUCUCUUUCAGUCUGGCGUUUUCCCGCACUGGAUUGAGCCGCCUAAGAGAGAACGUAAAGCGAACUAUGCUGUUGACGCCUACUUCAGGGAAAUGCUGCGAGUUAGUGAACCAAAGGCGCCAAAGGUGGGAAAAAUAUGAGUAAACUAGGAAUUUUUGUAUAAAUUUGAUGAUUUAGUUGUGUUGGGGAUAGCGGUAGCUUAGUGGUCUUACUCAGUUCAACAUUUAAUGUUGAAUGUCACGGCAACUGAACACGUUUUUCAAGCAAUAUUGAAGGCUUGAAUUAACUGAGCUUUCGAAAAUGUUCAUAAUUUAUUUUUAAAAUGUUUUUGCUCUCGUCCUUUCAGGCACCGCGACCUCCAAAGCAGCCUAACGUACAGGACUACCAAUUCUUCCCACCGAGGCUGUUUGAAUUGUUGGACAAAGAGAUCUACGCGUACAGGAAGAGUAUUGGCUACAAGGUGAGGGGCUCAGAUAAAGAGUUCUUUUACAACCUAAGUGUUAGCCUCUUCUCUUUGGGAACCUUCGAACUCAAAUUAGCACUAACUACUAGUUUAGGGGCUCAGAUGAAUAGUCAUGUUAUGACCUCAGUGUGAGCUUCCGCAUUCAAGGAACCAUCAGGGUAUGUUCAUUGACUUGGUGUUACUUCGUUUUUCUUGCUCACCUGACAAUGUUUUGCUUGUGUAGGUUCCGAGAGACCCUGAAGACCCUCAAGGAGCAGAGAGACAGAAGGAGGAACAGCGUUUAAUAGAUGAUGCUGAACCGCUAAAUGAAGAGGAAGCUGCCGAGAAAGAACAGCUCCUCCAAGAGGUAUCUUCUAUUUGUCUUUUGUUGUGACUGUUCCUUUUUCAGCCUAGUUAUGACUGCCGGAGCUGCCAUUUCGCGAUCUGAUGAAGAGAAAAGCAAGUAACUCUUGCAGAGCACGGGAAAUAUGCAGUGAACGCUUUGCAGCGAAGAAGUAAAAUGGGUGCCACUCUCAGAAAGUCGAACGCAUAAACAUAUAACCAGUGUCUAGCGCGAAAUAACAUCCAACCUUGUAAGCGCGGGAUAACUUUAACCAUCGGUAUAUUGCUGGAAACGUGUAAUCGGUGCUGAGCGCGGGAAAUAUGUAACCAGUGUCAGUCGCGGGAAAAGUUGUAACUCUUGUCAAGUACAGGAGAAAACGUGAGAAAACGUGUGACCAGUUGUAAACGCAGGAAAAGAUUAGAUGUAAGGAUUGUCAAGGGUGGAUAAACGUAUAACUAGUGUUACGUGGGAAUAACAUGUAACAGGUGCUGAGCGCGGGAAAACGUGUCACCAGCACCAUGCGUAGGAUAGCGUACCCAGCGUCAAGCGCAGGAAAAGGUUAGCUGUAUACAGUGUCUAGCGCGGGAAGACACGUAACCGGUGUCAAGCGCGGAAAACAUGUAACCAGUGUCAGUCAAGCGAGGGAAAUAUGUAAGCGUUGUAAAGCGCUGGAAAAGUGUUUUAAGGGGUCCAGCUAUGGGAACAUGAAGCGAAUGUCAAACGCGUAGAGAAUUUGAAGCGCGGCAAUGCUCCUGGGUCUGAUUAUUUGUAUGAUGUAACUCAUCAUCUCGUAACCCUGCAUUUCUUGAUCGUUAAUUAUUACUAAUUUUAUUCUGUUUGAAUCUAGGGCUUUACAAACUGGUCGAAGCGUGAGUUUAACCAGUUCAUCAAAGCGUGUGAGAAGUACGGUCGUGAUGACUUGGACAACAUCUGCCAGGAAGUUGAGGGCAAAACUCCAGAUGAAGUGCGGGCUUAUUCCGCUGUGUUUUGGGAGCGAAAAGACGAAAUGACCGAUAUCGAGAAGAUAAUGGCUCAAAUUGAACGAGGUGAAGCCAAGAUUCAGCGGCGAAUCAGCAUAAAGAAAGCGCUGGAGGCCAAGGUAAGAAAUUCAUCAAAGCGAUCGAAUCAACAUUUGAAAGUUAUUUAGAAAACUAUUUAGAUGUUAUUGAAUAACCUCAGUUUUAGUUAGAGCUUUUUAUGGGAAUGGUACGAGUUUUCUCUGAAGACGACUCACAGUGCAUAGCAAAGUUAUGCAAUCCCAGAUGCAAUCCUAGAUAACUUUCUACAUCUUAUUCAUGGAAAUUUAUCCUUGCGUUACAGAUGGCGCGUUAUCGCUCCCCAUUCCACCAGAUGAGGAUCGCAUACGGAACAAACAAAGGAAAGAAUUACACUGAAGAGGAGGAUCGCUUCCUGGUUAGUAAGAAAGCUUCUUUAUAUUGGUUUAGAUAAGUUUGUGCUACGUUGGCACAAGAACGUUCGCCAUCUCCAAGGUAAUUUCGCUCGUUCGCUCUAUUCUUAUUAACUUUCUUCUUUAAUUCGGUUGACACUUGUAAGAGAUUGGCCUUUGCUCAACCAACUACAAAUUUUACUGAUAUCUUGUUCGCUAACAGUUCAACUUCUUGGAAGAAGGCAACGAAAAGAAGAGUGCCUUUUGAUUGGAUGUUGUAAAGCUUAAGAUGUGAUUGGUCGAGAGAAUGAUUCGAAGUUUCUAAGCUAAUAAUUGAUCGAAGAGAAAUAAAACAAAUGCGAUAAUAGAUUAAUUUGGACAUGUGAUUGAAAUUUGCCCUACUUGUAUGCAAACUUGAAAUGUAAUUAAUGUAUAUUUCUGACCAUUAGAUUUGCAUGCUGCACAAACUCGGGUUUGACAAGGAGAACGUGUAUGAAGAACUGAGAAUGGCUUGUAGAAGUGCUCCUCAGUUCCGGUUUGACUGGUUCCUGAAAUCCAGGACAGCUCAGGUGUGGAAAACGCUCUCGAUCUUUUAUUUUUGUUAAGAUUUAGGAAGAUUUGAGACGAGUUGAGGCCUGGCACUAAUAAUCUCAUGGUUGGUGCCAGACCUUUCGUGGGCUCGCUUUACUCAAGCACUCAGAAUUUCUUGUGGGUUAAGAAAGGCUGGUGUCGCAGCAGUAAUAAAAGGAAGCUCGAAGGCUACAACUUAUUUUGACGACUGUUGUCGUUACAGGAGCUUCAGCGCCGUUGUAACACGCUGAUAACACUGAUUGAACGAGAGAUGAUGGAACUUGAGGAGAAAGAAAAAGCUGAGAGAAAGAAACGAGGAAAGGCUGCUGGGGGAACACCCAAGGUAGGUGACACCUUGUGGGUUCUGAUAUGAAAUAUAUGACAAGUCUUAGUCUUAUUUUGUCACCCGCUAAUCUACCUUCCGCUUAAAGGAUAGAAACACGCGAGGGGAUUAGACCAGAUUGCUAAUGACGAACUUAGAAGCGUUUCCAUCUGCUAGACCAAUGAAAAACUAGGAUUAAUUUGGUGCGCCACGUGACUGUGUCAGUGCUCUCUGAUUGGCUGAAAGUUUGAUAAUUAAUCGCUGGGUCUUGAAACGUAAGAGCUGCAAGGAAAAAACGAGUGUGAAGCGCCCUUCUAUAGUACCUCCGAUAAACUGCUUUGUGCAUCUAUUAUUGCGACUUAUUUCGUAUUUUUCCAUCGCAGGCUCAAACGCCGAACAAGGAUGAAAAGAAAAGAAAGGCCGAUGGCACUCCUGAUGGGAGAGGUCGCAAGAAGAAGAAACAGUAGACAAAUGACAUCUUGAAUUCUUAUCAGAACAAAGAGGGAAUGAUCUUGUAAAAUAUUAAGCUUUAACCGUUUUUGAUUGGUGAAUUUUUCCAUCUCACUUGUAUUAUAGCAAACUUGUAAAAGUCUACUUGUAUCGUUUAGCGCCGUCAGUUUUUCCUCUAUGAAAGUAAUUAUCGAGUUCACCACGAUUUUUUAGUUCACUAUUCCAGGUAUCAAUCUCAAGGUGCAAGUCGGAUGUGUCCUUUAGCAAGGUUGGGUCUUCUUCAGUUAGCGCAUAAAGGAUGAUGUUUAUCCAAGAUUUUUAAUUGUCAAUAACGUAAUAAAGGUGCCUCACUAAUUUACAGAUUAUGAGUGAUCUAAGCUGGUUGAAAUAACACCAUCUUUCCGCUUCCAAACGGAAACAAACAAAAUAUUCCUCACGUACCAAAGCCACGACUUUGAGAGAAAAGUCACAGUUAUUUGUUCCUUGAAGCUAUCACUUUUUCUGGAGCCCAACUAUCCCGCAACCAAGGGAUAGGAAGCUUUCGUUUAUAAUUGGAAUUUCAUUGCCCAGAUCUCUAUUAUUUUUAGCCGUGCACUGCUUGCGCAACAGUUUUCCUAAAGAGGAGACAAACCACUAGAAGAACUUCAACACAAACAGGUCUAGAAACUGGUCUUUAAUUAUAAACUUUUGUUCUAGGCAACAAAAAACACCAAACAACUUGUGCACUUGGGACUUCCCAAUAAACAGUAAGGCAUCUCCAUUGUUCUCUGUUGACUUAACGUUUAACUGACCUGAUAUUAAGAACCAAUAAGUUAAGUGUUACUAACACUUGUUAGUCUCACUUAGACAAGGGCUUUUAGUCUUCAAAAAUGAAAAUUGUCUUGUCAUUCACUGCCCAUGCUAAUCAUAUAAAUCUCUCAUUCCACUGCUUACUUCCUCAUCAG
Molecule: messenger RNA, 13073 nt
Organism: Pocillopora meandrina
Lineage: Eukaryota; Metazoa; Cnidaria; Anthozoa; Scleractinia; Pocilloporidae
Source: the annotation of a GenBank genome assembly